UGCCCAUCCGACCGCUAAUAUUUCUCUAUCCCAUUCUCUUUCCUAGCUACUAUCAUUUAUAAGUCUUGUUUUACUUUCAAACCACAGGAACAGAACCAAAACUAGAAAAUCUUUCAGACAGCUGAGUUUAGAGAAGGAGAAACCGAAAAGAAAUAAACAUGAAAGUGUUGGUGGAUUCUCCGCUCGAAGCUUUAGCAUUUAACUAUGUAAGUUUUGGGAUUUUCACGAUUGUUAAUAAUCUCUGGACGUGGGUGGCCGUCAUCACGGCUGCGGUUAGUUUUUGGAAGAUCAGAGCAGCUGGCUCCGCCACUCCAUCGUGCUCCGUUGAAAAGUCAGACCAAAAGCCGUCAAAGUGCAUUAUCGAUCGUGGCCAAGAUGAGUCUCAACCAAUUCCCGAGGCUAAAGAAAAGCCGAUUCCUUCAGCCUUGGUUUCAGCUCCAGCUGGCCUUAUGGAAAUGGGUGUUUCGUCGCCGUUAGUUUGCCAUGAUGCAGUCACCAAAGGAGGGAAGUUCAAGUUGACUGUUUAUUCCGAAGAUGAUGGAGAUAGCCACGUCGACGGAGAGAUGACGGCAACGGAAUGGAGUGACAGUGACGGCGAUUGCAAGGAAUGGAGUUGCGGGGAGUGGUGGGAGAGUUGGGAGCGAAUGCUGAGGGUGAGAAAGGGGCAAACGGGGUGGUACCGAUAUCAGGAUUUGACGGCGAUAAACGGCAACGUCGUUAGGUUAUGGGAUGACUGUAGGAGAGGAAGCUACGGCUCAAGCUUUGCUGUAUGGUAGUUGGUGUUCCAUAGGAUUUUAAUGUACUUGGUAAUAUUGUUUUUUUUAAUUGUCUUAAUGACUUUCGGUUUUAAGGUGGUGGAACAUGUAAAUAUAUUUGUUGGACGGUACAACAAUUGAAAAACCAAAGCAAAAUCCUUUUAAAGUUAA
Messenger RNA from Theobroma umbraticum, 926 nucleotides. RefSeq lists its product as uncharacterized. NCBI's taxonomy places the organism in Eukaryota, Viridiplantae, Streptophyta, Magnoliopsida, Malvales, Malvaceae. The record is from RefSeq and is a predicted model, not a curated record.